AUGUUCAAAUUAAAUCAUAGAAUAUUGAACGUUGGUAAACGUGCCAAUUUAGGUAUAACAUAUUCAUUAAAUAAUAACAAUGUAUUAAUAUCAUCAUUAUCACAACAAAACUCAUUAUCAUUAAUAUCCCAAAGAAAUAUAUCAUCAAAAGAUUUAACCCCAAAAUCAAUGCCAACCGAUUUCCCAUUAAUGUCACAAAAGACUGCUAAUAGUCCAUUAGAUUAUGCUUUGACUUCAUUAGAUACCAUUGCAAAUUGGGCCAGAAAAUCUUCAUUUUGGCCUGUUACUUUCGGUUUAGCAUGUUGUGCUGUGGAAAUGAUGCAUGUCUCAGCUCCAAGAUAUGAUCAAGAUAGAUUAGGUAUUAUUUUCAGAGCUUCUCCAAGACAAUCAGAUAUUAUGAUUGUUGCUGGUACUGUUACUAAUAAAAUGGCUCCAGCUUUAAGACAAGUUUAUGAUCAAAUGCCAGAACCAAGAUGGGUUAUUUCCAUGGGUUCAUGUGCCAAUGGUGGUGGUUAUUAUCAUUACUCUUACAGUGUUGUCAGAGGUUGUGAUAGAAUUGUUCCUGUUGAUGUUUACGUCCCAGGUUGUCCACCAACUGCUGAAGCUUUAAUGUAUGGAGUUUUCCAAUUACAAAAGAAAAUGAUGAAAUCUUCCAUUACUAGAUUAUGGUAUAGAAGUUAG
Messenger RNA from Yamadazyma jaroonii, 681 nucleotides. The record is from the annotation of a GenBank genome assembly. Lineage: Eukaryota; Fungi; Ascomycota; Pichiomycetes; Serinales; Debaryomycetaceae.